GAUGCGGGAGUUGUCACUCGUCAAUCUCAGACUUUCUUUGGCGUCCAUUGCUGCUUGACUACGUGCUAGUUUUUGUUAGAUACAGUUAUCUCUGAAUUUGAGUGAAUUUGUGCAGUCCACAGUUACUUAAAUCAUCAAUUAUGAGUACCCGUGUAUUUGUAGGUGGCCUCACUUACAAAGUUCGCGAACGUGAUCUGGAAAAGUUUUUCCGCAAAUAUGGCCGCAUCAAGGAGGUGUCGAUGAAAAAUGGAUACUCGUUUGUGGAGUUUGAAGACUACAGAGACGCUGAGGAUGCUGUUUACGAAAUGAACGGUAAGGACCUUAUGGGAGAAAGAGUUACGGUAGAACGUGCAAGGGGUACGCCCAGGGGCAGUGACAGAUGGCGUGACAGCAGGGAUUCAAGAGGUUUUGGAGCCCCCGCUAGAAGAGAGAGGAGCGACCGGGAUAGGGAACCGAGAGGCCGUGAUAAGUACGGGCCUCCCACCCGUACUAAGUACCAAGUAAUCAUAGAAAAUCUGUCCAGUCGAUGCUCGUGGCAAGACCUGAAAGAUUAUAUGAGAAAAGCUGGUGAAGUUACUUAUGCAGACGCUCACAAACACAAUCCUAAUGAAGGAGUUGUCGAGUUUGCAUCGUUGGAAGACAUGAAGAACGCAAUUGAAAAGCUUGAUGACACCGAAAUAAAUGGACGAAGAAUAAAGAUUGUCGAAUCUGGCAAGAACAGAAAGAGCGGAAGUCGAUCACGCUCUCGGUCGGCUUCACGUUCCCGAUCUAGAUCCAAGCAAGGUUCCAGAUCCAGAUCGAGGUCCAGAUCUCCUGAGAACGAGGUUGCAAAGAGAUCUGCUUCAAGAUCUCGAUCAAGGUCUCGUGAUUAAUCACACAACAGUAAUCACCAUAACAUAACGGAGUUUAAAACCAAGAGAAUUAAUUUCUAUGCGCUUUACAUUAAAAUUGCAAGAAAAAAACCAGAAAUAAUUUUCUUGCUUUUUGUUGAAAAACUAGUUUUAAGCUUGAGUUGGGGAAAGAGUUUCAUAUAUCUAUAUAUUGGGAGUUUCCAAUAAUCAAAUGUAAUCUAGACAUAAGAAGUUGAAUCCUCCCAUAACAUAGGCCAUUAUAAACGAAGUUAACUAAUUCUCUAUUUCGCCUGUAUUAUUUUAUUCAAGUAUAUUCAAUUAAAUAAUACAGCGAAUGGAAUAAGUUCUCACUUUUGUCUACCAGCAAGGUUGGUUUGUUUCAAAAACAUGUUUAGACGUUCAGCUUAAGGGAUUAACUAUGAUUGCAUCAAAUAUCUGCUUUGAUCGUUUUAAUUUUUUGUGACCUUAUUAUAGUUAGAACAAUAUGACCAUCAGAAAUUUAAACUAGUGUUUAACAAGUAAUCAAUUGGAGGCUUUCAAAUGCUGUAUAUUUAUAAUACAUUUGGCGUGUUUAAUAAAAUAUAUAAUUUCUUA
Messenger RNA from Dendroctonus ponderosae (mountain pine beetle), 1445 nucleotides. Its product is annotated as serine-arginine protein 55. The record is from RefSeq and is a predicted model, not a curated record. The coding region runs from base 141 to 872 and encodes 243 amino acids. Gene Ontology annotation, biological process: mRNA splice site recognition; alternative mRNA splicing, via spliceosome. NCBI's taxonomy places the organism in Eukaryota, Metazoa, Arthropoda, Insecta, Coleoptera, Curculionidae. The transcript has a single exon. Gene Ontology annotation, molecular function: mRNA binding. Gene Ontology annotation, cellular component: nucleus; ribonucleoprotein complex; cytoplasm.